CAAACGGUUCGAAAGUUAACAGCAACAUUGACAAAUCUGAUAAUGACGAUCAUGAUACUCCACUUCAUUUUGUUGUUAUAAAUGGUGAUAUAGAAAUUGUUAAGAUGCUUCUAGACAGAAGUGCUAAAAUUAAUACUGAAGUUCAGUUUGGCAGAACUCCGCUUCACAAUGCAAUUGAAAAUGAGGAUAUAGAUCUUGCUGAAUUACUUUUAAAUUAUGGAGCUAACGUUAAUGCCAGAGACAGUUUAGGUUUAACACCACUGUGUCUUGCUGUCUACCAACAACAUGUACAUGGUGCUAAGAUGCUGUUGGACAGAGGUGCUAACGUUAAUCAUCAAAAGCAGAGGUUCGGCACAACUCUGCUUCAUGAUAUAAUGGAAAAAAAGGAAAUAAAAAUUGCUAAAUUACUAUUAAAUCAUGGAGCCAACGUCAAUGCCAGUUCUAAGUCAGGUGUUACACCACUGUGUAUUGCUGUUCAACGAGGACAUGUAGAUGGUGUUAAGAUUCUGUUGGACAGAGGUGCUAACGUUAAUGCUAAAACUCUGAGUGGCAGAACUCCGCUUCACUAUGCGAUUGAAAAUAAGGAAAUAAAAAUUGCUGAAUUACUUUUAAAUCAUGGUGCUAACGUUAAUGCCAGUGAUGUGUCAGGUUUUACACCACUGUAUCUUGCUGUUCAUCGAGGACAUGUAGAUGGUGUUAAGAUGCUGUUGGACAGAGGUGCUAACGUUAAUGCUGAAACUCGGAAUGGCCAAACUCCGCUUCACUAUGCGAUUGAAAAUAAGGAAAUAAAAAUUGCUGAAUUACUUUUAAAUCAUGGUGCUAACGUUAAUGCCAGUGAUAAGUCAGGUGAUGCAUUACUGUGUCUCGCUGUUCGAAAAAGACAUGUAAGUGGUGUUCAGAUGCUUUUGGACAGAGGUGCUAACAUUAAUGCUGAAACUCGGAAUGGCCGAACUCCGCUUCACUAUGCGAUUGAAAAUAAGAGAAUAAAAAUUGCUGAAUUACUUUUAAAUCAUGGUGCUAACGUUAAUGCCAGUGAUAAGUCAGGUGUUACACCACUGUGCCUUGCUGUUAAAAAAGGAAAUGUAGAAGUUGUUGCGAUGUUGUUAGACAGAGGUGCUAACAUUAAUGCUUUACCAUAUAACGCUUCUUAUGACUUUUCUUGUGGCAUUUAUUUUAAAAAAAUUGCUGAGUUUCUUACACAGCAUAUAGUUAAGAUAAAAGCUGCAAAUUUAUCCGUAAGUGAACGAUUAGUAUCAAUAUGCAGCAAUUAUGAAAUAAGAGAUUUACAGGAUAUGUGUGAAAAAGAAGUAGCUAUCAUGAAGAAUGAGAAAAUUAGUAAUACUAACAUAUCAUUUUACGAUAUCUUGAUAAAAGAUACAAAUCGAUUAGCAAUAUAUAUGAGAAAUGAAAAUGUAGUGCAGGUUUUACGAUCAGACGAGUAUAAAACAAAAUUUCCAAUAUACUCUAGCAUGAUAAAAAAUCAGUUCAGAAAAAGUAUGAAAAAGAAAGAGUUGCUCGAACAAGGCACUAAAAUUUUUUAUUUGUUCUGUAACUUUCCUGAGCUACCACUUGGGUGUAUUGAACGAAUAUUUAGUUACUUAAGUGAUAAUGACAUAAGAAUUUUAAUAGAUACUUUUAAGUCCCCUAACAGCACGGAUAUAUUCUGAGUACGUACUGAGUAAGUCGCAGUCCGUAUAUUGUGAUCAUCUCAGUACAUUCUCAUACGUACUGCUAUCAACUGAGUACGUACUACGAUCGUACCUAUGUCCGCGGCACCAUCUAGUGUAGAAUUUCGCCGCGAAUAUUUAAUAAGUAAUAUUUAAUAAGUUUAGUAAUUAGUUGUAUGGUUCACCUAUUUUCAUACAUUAAGAUUAAAAUUAAUUAGUUGGAUGUGAUAAAAUAUAUCUGUAAAUGUCGACACGUCAAAAAUUGAUAAAAAAGAAAUUACGUGCUCUGAAGCUAAUACGACAUUGUUCGCUGAAAAAAAUAAAAUUUCUAUAUUUUACAUGUAUGUUUUAC
Molecule: messenger RNA, 2019 nt
Organism: Pseudomyrmex gracilis
Lineage: Eukaryota; Metazoa; Arthropoda; Insecta; Hymenoptera; Formicidae
Product: ankyrin-3-like
Exons: 6
Coding region: 105-1667 (520 amino acids)
Molecular function (GO): protein binding
Source: RefSeq, a predicted model, not a curated record